AUGCUGCACGAGAAGUUUGGCAAGCACAGUAUUGCCUAUUACCAUCAAGAAAUUAUGCAGCAGUCACAUCUCAUCACUCACAAGCGAAGUGUUAAUCGCUGGAAUGCUUUUCUUUCGGGUAAACUCAAGGAACACAAUGAGGAACAUGAGAAACAAGGUUUAAGCAAAGAGAAAGUCUGCUCUAUUGUGGCAGAGGUCUCCACUCACCUUGGCGACCAGCAUGAAGUCAAAGAGUUAGCGCUUCACAAUGUGCCUUUGAAUGCCUUCCAAGAUGGCAGGAAGACUCUGGACUCAAACGAUCAUGAGCUAUUGGCGUUGAACGCCCACACAGGAAUGGAGAUCUUACUGUUCGCAGUUUGCUCGGAUGUUGAGCAUUUCAAUCAACUUCAUAUCUUUCAAACAUUGCGUGCUUCUGCCUUCUUUGACGCUUGUCUUGGGACUUCCAUGGGCAAUAUAGCCCUUCAUCUUGAGGGUUUCACCAUUGCUGGUGUACAGGGUAUGGCAAAAACUCACGUAGAGGAGGUCCUUGAAUGGAAGAAGAAGACUGAGGAGACGGCUGCUCCCACCAAGGUCUCAAGGAUGUACUAUGUGAACUUUGACGACAAUAUCACAUUGAAGCACCGCAUCAUCUUGAAGAAUUGGCCGCUCUCAAAGUUCUGCUGUCCCGGUGACAUCAGCUCCCUCAAUGAACUCACAGUUUUAUUCCAUGCCUUUGACUCAGGCGCUACCUCCUUUCAGAAACUCAGGGAUGCUGAGUAUGAUCAGUGGUCAGACCAGCGUUUCCAAGCUGCCUUAGCGAUGCAAAACACAAGUGCAACUAACGAAGACAUGCCUGAUGUCGACAGAGAAGAUGAGAGUGAGGGACAGGGAGGGACAGGGAACAAGUGUGUGGUGUCGUCUGAGACGCCGAACAACAACAUUGUAGAAGGAGCUCCCCAACGCGGGAGGAAGCAGAAGGAUACCGAGUUCAUCAACAUGGUCACCACUAGCUCAGGCGCUGCACUUCCAGUGCAGAAGAAGCCACGCGCUCCCAGGAAGGACAAGGGUGUUCACCGUGGCCCAAGGAAGAAGAAGACUGCCCAAGUUACUGCUGCUCCAUCACUGACAUCUUCUUCAUCGAGCAUCAUGUCCCCCACCACAACUUAG
This is a messenger RNA of Suillus paluster, 1146 nucleotides long. RefSeq lists its product as uncharacterized. NCBI's taxonomy places the organism in Eukaryota, Fungi, Basidiomycota, Agaricomycetes, Boletales, Suillaceae. The transcript has 6 exons. Bases 1 to 1146 code for a protein of 381 amino acids. The record is from RefSeq and is a predicted model, not a curated record.